GCUUUGCAUAUGCUGUCAGUCUUCGAAAUCGCUCCUUUGUCUAGUUUUUGUAGUUAUCGCUCAGGAUUACUCUAGGGCCUCGAUCGUCCUUCCGCCUCGAAGUAGAUCUAUCAUUCUGUACGAGCAACGCAUAUUUGUAGCACUCCUCUUACUUUAGAUGAUAGCUUCCGCUCGAAUUAUCCCACGGAUGUCACGCGGACGCCUGGUCCUUCUUUCGCAGUUCGCUGUUGUCGCGGCAACGGUAUUUGACAAAGUUUUCAAGGAGCAGAAGGUCGAGAGAGGCACUGAUUCGGUAACUGGCAGCAGUUUGCCCUCGGGGAAAAUUCAUCAGCAACUACCCGGAGGCUCCAAGCACGCGGUUCAAGUUGCGAGCAGCACAAGUAGCGCAGAAGGACAAGGGCAACCCGGCCACGCAGAAUUCGCGGGGAAAAAAAUGUGCAAUCGGGACCUGCAGAAAGACUAUGACUACCGGGGUGGCGACUUGCCGGGUAUGCCAAUCAAGCCGGUGGGAAAUUAUGAGGACUGCAGGGUUUUGUGCGAACGGAACGCGACGUGCGGGCGUUGGACAUGGGUGGAAGGGUACCAGAAGAAGUGUUGGCUGAAGCACGACUCCGAGGAGCGCGGCAUCCUCGUCCCGCACGACCACAAGGGGCUUAACUUCUGGAGUGCGCGCUGCGCGGUUGUUUCUGCGCAGCAGGCGAAAGCGGAAGAGGAACGCGAGAUGCAACCUCCGAGCGAUGAAGAUCUAAGCAAGCACCAGGAUGGCUCUCGCCAAGAGUGCGCGAAUGUAUGGAUUCAGGCAAAAGGACUUGGGAGACAGGUUUGCUACGGCGCAAUGCUUGGCGGUGUGAUUGGAGCGGCAGCUGGUGUGGCAGGAGAAGGGAUUCCAGGGCGGCUGGAGCAUGGGGCAAUCAUUGGCGGCGGGAUUGCGCUGGUGCAGUCGGCUGCGCAAAAGUGCCGGCAGGCAGUGAAGGACCUGCCAUCGUGUGACAGGAAACGGAUGUUGACUAAUGUCACGUCCCGCUUCGAAAAACUCCGAAGUAACACGCUGUCUGCUGCUGCUGAGAAAUUACACCAACGCAUCUCAAGAAGAAAAGCACCUGGUCGACGCGAUCUCGAAGAGACUGAUGAAGCUGCCGAGUAAACGUAGAAAAUCAGUUUGCGAAUCGGGAAGCUUCUAGACGCACCAGGAGUAAACACAGAAUUAGAUCGGCUUGAUUAUAUAUAAAGAGGGACGGACACGGACUUUUCGAAUUUCUUUAUUUCGCGUAUUUAGACGAUUCAUUUGUAUUUGACAUGCGGGAGGUCCAAUGAAAUUAAGGACCAAUUCCCAAGAUAGUUAUUUGCAAAAUUAGUGAGGACAGAGCGCUGCGCCUAGAGUAGGAUGAUGAAGGUUCUCACUCCUGGAUACUUACACAUCGUUCCGUGCAUUUGCAUGUUUUUGUUUUUACAUUUCCCCAUUUGAUAUUUCGCGCUCCGUGGUUUUUCACGCCAGCGGAAUUUUUCUGGUACUAUAUAUUCAGUUUUUUGUAAGAUAAAGAUACCAAAAGAUUACUACUACAUAGGCGGGAGUCCUCCGAUCAACCACAAUCACGAUUACCGGACACCCGCAAACGUCGCUCAAAAGACUUGGAAGUUAUGGGUUAUGUAUGUAUUUUUUAGAAAAGAAACCGCAAAUAUGGACCGUAUGUUCAAGGCUGCUGGAACUAUUCACGGGCAUGGAAAUCGCAAGUCGGAGUUGGUCCCGACAGCGACAAAUGUCCAGGACCUCGCGUUGUGGUGCUCUAUGAAC
Molecule: messenger RNA, 1792 nt
Organism: Amoebophrya sp. A120
Lineage: Eukaryota; Dinophyceae; Syndiniales; Amoebophryaceae
Source: the annotation of a GenBank genome assembly